Prorocentrum cordatum is the source of this 333-nucleotide messenger RNA. The record is from the annotation of a GenBank genome assembly. Lineage: Eukaryota; Dinophyceae; Prorocentrales; Prorocentraceae.
GUGUCGGGUGACCUCGCGGCGCGCGCCGCUUCGACGGACGCGCGGGACUGUCUCUACUCGCUCAGGAUCGACGAGAGGACUGGUCGAGAAGGCGCCUUAUCUGACGCCCUCAAGUCGGUUGCAGAAUUGUGGAGUAGGACAGCUUCUACCAAGCACUCGCGGCACUGUGCGCUACAUCUGUGGCGACGACGUCGGGUGCUCAGCGGCAGCAGCGACCUUGUCCAGCGGCUCGCCAGCGAGGCCUCCAAGAAGCUGAACGGCGCAGGCCUCAGCGCGCGCGGUGGCGAGAAGGCUGGCCCGCAGGGCGUCGAUUUUGCAGCGAUGCUCGACGGG